This is a messenger RNA of Platichthys flesus (European flounder), 601 nucleotides long. RefSeq lists its product as uncharacterized. The coding region runs from base 86 to 601 and encodes 171 amino acids. The transcript is spliced from 3 exons. Lineage: Eukaryota; Metazoa; Chordata; Actinopteri; Pleuronectiformes; Pleuronectidae. The record is from RefSeq and is a predicted model, not a curated record.
AAGACACCAAAUAAACUGAGGGAUCCUCAGCUGCUUCUUUCUAGCUUGGCUGUUACAGCAACAAGAAUAGAAAUUCUAUGAAUGCAUGCUUAAAGUCGGAGAACAUGGUAUUCCUCCCGAUCUGCUUUCAUGGAUUGACAAAUAUCUGAAGACUCUGGCGAUGGAAACGCCGACCGAGAGCUCAAACCCUCGCUACACGGAGGAAGAUGGGUCCGUGCUCUUCGAGUCUUACAUACCUCCGUCUCGGGACGCCAUCAACCUGCAACCCUAUAUCCUUUACCUCAUCAUGGCCGUCUUCAUCUUGUUUUUUGUUCUCUAUGCCAUCAUCGGGCACCUCAUCAAAGACCUCAUCCAUGACUUUGCAGAUUUGCUUUUUGGGGAGCAGCCUGAAGAAGUGGUGGUGAACUACUGCGAGGCAAAGGAUAAGUUCAUGAUCGACUGGUGCCCGGAAACCACACCUGAGCUGGAGGCGUUGGCUCGGGCAGAGGAGAUCAAGUUCAUGGACAGGGACUUCAGGAAAGCUCCCGCCAUCUGGAUCCUCUCCACAGAACCUCUGGGGUCCAAGUCGGGCCCCCGCGUGGUGUUCGGGAACAGAGCUUAG